Messenger RNA from Phanerochaete carnosa HHB-10118-sp, 1379 nucleotides. RefSeq lists its product as uncharacterized. Lineage: Eukaryota; Fungi; Basidiomycota; Agaricomycetes; Polyporales; Phanerochaetaceae. The record is from RefSeq and is a predicted model, not a curated record. The transcript has 5 exons. The coding region runs from base 163 to 504 and encodes 113 amino acids.
UCCACCGUCAUGCCCAUCUCCCACGAGCAUUGUCUCAUAUAACCCCAGACCCUCUUCGCUCUGCGGCGCUAUACGACCCACAUACACUGUCGACUGAUACCCACCACUUCUACUUUUUCUACACACACUACACAGACACCACUCAUUCCGCAGACUGAAGCGAUGCUCGACAGCGAGAAGCAAACAGACGACAUCCGCGAGGAGAAUCCCCCAGACCGCGAGAGACCUGGGGGACAGAUCGUCUCAGAGUGGCGGGAGGGCAAGGAUAUGGUGAUUGAGAUACAGAGGGCGUCAGGCGAGGACGUCGAGGUUGUCGUGGUCAAGAACGCCUACUGCCCGAAGGCGAAGCAGAGCAGCAGGGCCCUCAGCCCCAAGAGCACAGAACUGAAGCGCCAGGACUUCAUCGAGCGCUGCAAGCAUGCCGUCCACCAUGCCGAGCAGGCCGUCAAAGACAGUAUGCACGCCGGGGGUUGCUCGAGGCCGGUGAACAGUGUCGACGAAUGACUGACAACAGUGGCAUGAGAAGGCGAACAGAGUUUGGAGUGGCUGGAUUGUUUUGAUACCCCGGUUAUCCAACACAUGUGCAGCAGAUCGCAGGCAUUUUUUAACGUUUUGGGCUCUUAAGGGUAAUAUAUGAUGUUGGAGCACUUAUACAGAGUCAGGGGUAUGAUCUCGUUAUGUUAUAUUUGAUCCAGUGGGAUGCGACAGACACUUCGUAUGCAAGGUAUCAGCACAGGGGUCAAUGAAGAUGACGGGGUGAGAUAAGAUAGCCCUAGGCGGAGAAGAUGGAAGAUUGAAAAGAUGGAAGGGGCGGAUGCCUGAAGAGACCAGAAGGCACAUGAGCGUUCGUUACUUUUCAUUAGAAAGGCACAUUGAAAACGCCAUCAAUGGCGAUGCAGCGGCACGCAGAAGGAACAGACGGCCCGCUCAUCUCCCCGACAGGGCAGAAAGGAUCCCUGGCGCGCCGACGACCAUCCCGACUCCGGAAGCGACAGCGACAGUCACAGCGGUGCCGGCCAGCACGUAUGGCCAGUGAUUCUCCGAUUCCCGCGCGGUUUGUGGUGGGGGCGACGGCUCAGGAGAGAACGAGGGGUGGACAUAUAUUCCAUCGAAGGCGCGCAUUUCGUGUGCUGCUGAAAGCUCUGGCAAGUUCUGGUGUGGUGUUCAGCUCUCCUGCUCUGGGACACGUUGGCGCUGCUACUGCCAAGGGUCUAGGGCCCGGCGAUACGUCGCUGUGCACGAGAAGGCGUCGUGAGUCCUGCAAUGUUCUCAGCGGUCGCUGGCUCUCUCUGCCUCGGUCCUUUGUAUCCUUCUUCGUGCGGAACUGGCGGCUGGCCCAGGAUUAGGCCUCUCAGUCCGGGACAGAACGGCGAGCGAGG